CAUACCCCACCAUGUUGGUUGGUACCCCCCACCUGCUGACACUGGAUGAAGCUGAUGCCACCUGGACCCUCAUCAAGGAUAAAGUUAUCGAGGAGCGCUUUGGGCCCAAUGUAGUGGCAGUACCUUUCCUGUCGGAUGCAGCCUGCUAUGACCUACUGGGUGUGCUAGUGAAGCAGUCCCGACCAGCCCACACACGCCUGGCUUUACCAAGUCGGCAGGGUCGGCGGGCACUACAACCAGUAGGGCCACUACCAAACCUCCUGGAGCAGGUAGGAUCUAAGGGUGCCUUUGCCCACUGCACUCGGGAAUACUCACCAAACGGCCGGGAAGAGAUCGCCUAUGAAGAAACGCGACUAUUGGAUGGGCAGCCCUGCAGGAUCCGCCUGCACAUGGGUGGUCUGCGCAAGAAGGUGGCCUUCCUGCUGCUGCCACCAGCUCAGGUGAGCCUACAGCAAAAUCUUCCCUGGCUCCGAAGCACCCACAGCAUCUAUGUCAUCUACCAGGUCUUCUCCUGUUCCUGGCUACAGCUGGGGCUGUUGCCUACAGCCCAAGAGCCCCAGCUGCUCCGGUUACAACGGUCCCUGCCUGUUGCCUUCUCCUGCCUCAAGUUUUCACUGCAGCCCAAAGGAGUGCUGGGACCACAGAAGCCUCUGACCAAAGAUCCACUGCCCCAUGGGGCCAACUGGGUCAGACCCAACCUUGGGAUCAUGCCACCUCUGGCCCCCAUGUCAACCCCUACCGACACCCCUGAAGCUACUGAUGUGCCCCCACCUGCCCCAGCCCCACCUACACCACCUCCUCAGGAAAGGCCAGAAGGCAGACCCACCAGAUUCUCCUACAAGGGCCGAAACCCCUUCCGCAGGGGGCCCCAGAUGCUGUCAGGGUCUGUCCUCAGAGUUCGACAGCGACGAAUGAAGCUGAGGCGAGAGAUUCAGGGGGCAAGGCCCCCAAGAUCUGGCACAGGGAUACUGGUCCCCAAUAAACAUCAGCUGCUGCUCCCCCAAACCAUCCUCGGCCCAUGCUGCUUCUUCCGUCUUGGGGCUGGAGAAGAGUCCCUACUUUUUUCCCCUAGGCUCCAUGACCCCCUCACCCUUUAA
Prionailurus viverrinus (fishing cat) is the source of this 1097-nucleotide messenger RNA. RefSeq names its product chromosome D1 C11orf42 homolog (gene CD1H11orf42). Bases 12 to 1097 code for a protein of 361 amino acids. The record is from RefSeq and is a predicted model, not a curated record. The transcript is spliced from 3 exons. Lineage: Eukaryota; Metazoa; Chordata; Mammalia; Carnivora; Felidae.